Prunus armeniaca (apricot) is the source of this 975-nucleotide messenger RNA. The record is from the annotation of a GenBank genome assembly. NCBI's taxonomy places the organism in Eukaryota, Viridiplantae, Streptophyta, Magnoliopsida, Rosales, Rosaceae.
AUGGGUUGCUGUAUGAGCACCACUACCGCUGAAAAGUCCUCAGCUUUAGGUCCUCAAAAGCUGCAGCAUUCUUUGGUGGGCACUCAAGGACCAAGAUCUGAUGAUGCCCAUGACAGCAGAGCACCACCUCCAGUAGAUGAAGAGACUGUGAAAGAAGUGCUUUCUGAGACUCCAAGGCCCAAACCAACACCAUCUUCACCACCACCACCACUCAUGCCUUUCACAAAGCUCCAAGAACACGAGCCAGAAGAUCAAGAUCAAGAAAAGAGAGCCCAAGAACCAGUCUUUGAGAAGAAAAUCAAGCAAGAAGACCCAGAAAAGAUUGAGGAGAAAAUACCCAUUUACAACAACAAUGGAGAGAUCUCAGAGGUAUCGGAGAUUUGCAGCUUGAGUGAGAGCAUGUCCACCACCACCAUUACCAGAGACGACGAUGAAGAGGUCCAUCAAAGGGUCAACAGGUCUCCGAUGAGAAUACCAAAGAACCGGGACCCAAUAGGCCAGAGGAGAGACCGGGUCGUGGGUAAGUCUCCGACCCGGAGAACUGAGUCGUCGCCGGGUCGGAAAUAUGGGCCAAAUGGUAAUAAUGGCGCUGGGUCAGUGAGAUUGGUUCAGAGCAGAGAACCGGGUCCCGGUCAACAGCCACUGUCCCGGCGUGGGUCGAGGGCCGAGUCGAACCGGUGUGGGUCGAGGGCCGAGUCGAACCGGCGUGACCCGGGUGAGAGUUCGGGGCGGAGGUCCAGGUCACCGGCUACAAGGGUUACGGAUGGUGGCGGGGCUAAUAGAGCGAAUGUGGGUCGGAGCCCGUCUGCCAGGAGAUCCGGGAGGUAUCCGGGUCGGACCGCGGUGGGUCAAGUUGAGAGUUCGGGUUCAACCCGGAGAGUUGCAGAGGAGCCUAUGAUGGAGGAGGGUAAGUGGCCCGCCAAUGAGUCUAUUGACAACCCACUUGUUUCUUUGGAAUGCUUUAUUUUUCUAUGA